Rhizopus microsporus ATCC 52813 is the source of this 1855-nucleotide messenger RNA. RefSeq names its product MFS general substrate transporter. Gene Ontology annotation, biological process: transmembrane transport. The record is from RefSeq and is a predicted model, not a curated record. Gene Ontology annotation, cellular component: membrane. The transcript has a single exon. Bases 58 to 1659 code for a protein of 533 amino acids. Gene Ontology annotation, molecular function: transmembrane transporter activity. NCBI's taxonomy places the organism in Eukaryota, Fungi, Mucoromycota, Mucoromycetes, Mucorales, Rhizopodaceae.
UUUAAUUCUUCCUUCUUUUCCCUUUUUCUUUACCUUUUUUUUUUAAACAACAAAAGAAUGGCAGAUCAAAUAGAACAAGAGCGAAUUGCUGCUGCCGAACGUCGACUUGCCUCAUUAGAAAAGCUUGAUGAUGUGAAGACUUCAGGUGCUGGUGGAUGGAACUGGUUUACUGCUCGUACUAUUCUUACUUCAGGCGCUGGUUUCUUUACUGAUUCUUACGAUGUCUUUAUCAUCAACUUGGUUACUCCUAUGCUUGGUUAUGUCUACUACGCUCACAACAAUAACAAGAUACCUUCUGAUAUUGAAGGUAUUAUUAAGGGUAUGUCUAGUGUUGGUACAUUGAUCGGUCAAUUGUUCUUUGGUUUCCUCGGUGACAUCCUGGGUCGUAAGAUCUACGGUUUUGAAUUACUUAUCAUCAUCAUUGGUACCAUCAACUGUGCAACUUCUGCUUCUGCUAUCCGUGGUGUCUCUGCCAUGGGUUUUCUCGGUCUCUGGCGUUUAAUUUUGGGUAUUGGUAUUGGUGGUGAUUAUCCUAUGUCUGCAACAAUUACUUCUGAAUGGUCCUCCGCUGGUAAGCGUGGUAUGAUGAUGGCCCUUAUUUUCUCUAUGCAAGGUAUCGGAAACUUGGCUGCUGCUAUCGUCACAUUGAUCCUUUUGGCCAUCUUUAAAAAUGCCAUUAAUGAUGAUGUCAUGAAUUUGGACUAUGUCUGGCGUCUCUGUAUCGGUUUGGGCGCUGUUCCUGCCGUUGCCACCAUCUACUUGCGUUUCACAAUGCCCGAAUCUCCUCGUUAUUCUCUUAAUGUUGAACACGAUGUUGAAGCUGCUGCUGCUGCCAAAGGUCAAUCUGCCUCUCCUGAACUUGUUGAACAAUACACUCGUGUUGAAGAAAAGCGUGAUCACUGGGCUGAUUUCAGAGCUUACUUUAGUCAAUGGAAGCACUUCAGAGUCCUUCUCGGUACUGCUCUUUCCUGGUUCUUGCUUGAUGUCGCCUUCUACGGUCUUGGUUUGAACAACUCUAUCGUCUUGGCUUCUAUCGGUUUUGCCAACAAAUCUACUCCCUUUGAAACUCUUUGGUACAACACUGUCGGUCAAAUCAUCAUUACCUGUCUUGGUUCUGUUCCCGGUUACUACUUUACUGUCUUCUUUAUUGAGCGUUGGGGUCGUCGCCCCAUCCAAAUCAUGGGUUUCGCCAUCACCACCGUCGUUUUUGCCAUCCUCGCCGGCUGUUACCAUCUCUUGGUCGAACACGCCAUCGGUGCUUUCAUUUUCUUGUUCACUCUUGCCCAAUUCUUCCAAAACUUUGGUGCCAACUCAACCACCUUUAUUAUUCCUGGCGAAGUCUUCCCCACCAAGGUCCGUGCUUCGGCUCACGGUAUCUCUGCUGCCUCUGGUAAGGCCGGUGCUAUCCUCGCUUCAUUCGCUUUCAAUGUCUUGGUCGAUGUUGGAGGCCCUAAGGGUGCUCACACUUUCUUACCCGAAGUACUUGGUAUCUUCUCUGCUGUCAUGUUCCUUGGUCUUAUUGUCACUCUCUUAUGGAUCCCUGAAUCCAAGGGCCGUGAUCUUGAUGAAUUUGAAGAAAACUAUCAAGCCAACCUUGAAUUGCGUAAUGUUGCUGGUUCAAGUAACGAAUCUGUCGUGAUUGAUCAAACCAAGCUCUAAUUUAGACAUAUCCCCCCUCAUCAUUAUUUUAUUCGCAUAUAAUUAUUGUAAAUAGUCUCCUAAUAAUAACAAAAAUAAACAUAUUAGUUAUCAGUGUAACUGUGUCUUGUAUUGAACUAGGACAAUAACCGAGAUGUCUGCCGAUAUUCCAACAUGUAUUCUAAAUAGCUUAUCUUUAUAUCCUCUCUAUUUUUCG